GGUUGCAGCUUAAUUACAACCCAGAACUCCAUCUUCAACAACAUUGGAUCGAUCUCCUCUGCCCUACACCUCAUCGCCACUCCUAAAUUCAUUUAAUUUAAUUCCCAUGUCCUUCAAUUCACAACUGGUUUGCACCAAUUCCAUUGCUCUAUCCUCUGUCUGAUUUUAUUUCGAUCAUAAUCCUAUUCUGCUAUAAAACCCUUUCCCAUGGCUGCCCUAAUCCUCCACCUUCACCAAAUUCCCUUUAAUUACACAUUAAUUGCACGCUCCCAAUGUCGGCGCAAUCGGAAAAGGGCGGCGCCUCCGGCGGCGGUGGUGGUGGAAGCGUAUCGCCGCCGUCGGGGAGGCACCCGGUCUUCCGUGGAGUGAGGAAGAGGAAAAGUAGCGGGAAAUGGGUCUCGGAGAUCCGGGAGCCCAGGUCCCCCAACAGAAUAUGGCUCGGGACCUUCCCCACCGCCGAGAUGGCGGCGGUGGCGUAUGACGUGGCGGCGCUGGCGCUCAAGGGGAAGGUGGCGGAGCUCAAUUUCCCCGAUUCGGCGGCGUCUUUGCCGGUUCCUGCUUCCACGUCACCGCGAGACAUUCAGGCGGCGGCGGCGAGCGCCGCGGCGGCGGCCGGGGCGGCGGCGGAUGCUGUUGGAGGGAUGGACUGUGAUGAUCCGCCGCCGCCGCCGCAUGCGGCGGCGGUGAUGGAAUUUGUGGACGAGGAUUUGAUAUUUGAUAUGCCGAAUGUUUUGGUGAAUAUGGCUGAAGGAAUGAUGAUUAGCCCUCCGAGGUUUGAUUUUUCCGAUGAAGCUGCUUCCGCCAUUAAUGAGGGUAAUAAUGCUUAUCAUGAACCAGGCCUUUGGGACUAUCCUUAA
Molecule: messenger RNA, 857 nt
Organism: Andrographis paniculata
Lineage: Eukaryota; Viridiplantae; Streptophyta; Magnoliopsida; Lamiales; Acanthaceae
Product: ethylene-responsive transcription factor ERF024-like
Exons: 1
Coding region: 273-857 (194 amino acids)
Biological process (GO): regulation of DNA-templated transcription
Molecular function (GO): DNA-binding transcription factor activity; DNA binding
Source: RefSeq, a predicted model, not a curated record